AUGACAUCCGUCCUCCUCGUCGGCGUCGGCGUCGCCGCAGCCGCCUUCUUCGGUCGCGCCGGCCUCGUAGCCCUCCGCCGCCAUCGCGGCGGCGUGAACGCGCUCGGUAAAGCCUUCUACAAGGGCGGGUUUGAGCCCAAGAUCAACCGGAGGGAAGCUGCUCUGAUCCUCGAAGUCUCGGAACGCGGCGUAACCAAAGAAAUUAUCCGCAAGCGGCACCGCCAGCUCAUGCUGCUGAACCAUCCGGAUAGGGGCGGGAGUCCGUAUCUGGCGACGAAGAUCAAUGAGGCGAAGGAGAUGUUGGAGAAGAGUUGA
Coniosporium apollinis CBS 100218 is the source of this 315-nucleotide messenger RNA. Its product is annotated as mitochondrial import inner membrane translocase subunit tim14. Bases 1 to 315 code for a protein of 104 amino acids. The transcript is spliced from 3 exons. Gene Ontology annotation, biological process: protein import into mitochondrial matrix. The record is from RefSeq and is a predicted model, not a curated record. Gene Ontology annotation, cellular component: PAM complex, Tim23 associated import motor. NCBI's taxonomy places the organism in Eukaryota, Fungi, Ascomycota, Dothideomycetes. Gene Ontology annotation, molecular function: ATPase activator activity.